This is a messenger RNA of Elgaria multicarinata webbii, 2273 nucleotides long. It is a transcript of the gene BRF2, whose product is annotated as BRF2 RNA polymerase III transcription initiation factor subunit. The record is from RefSeq and is a predicted model, not a curated record. Bases 168 to 1439 code for a protein of 423 amino acids. NCBI's taxonomy places the organism in Eukaryota, Metazoa, Chordata, Lepidosauria, Squamata, Anguidae. The transcript is spliced from 5 exons. Gene Ontology annotation, cellular component: nucleus; transcription preinitiation complex. Gene Ontology annotation, molecular function: TBP-class protein binding. Gene Ontology annotation, biological process: transcription preinitiation complex assembly; DNA-templated transcription initiation.
GGAGCGGGGCGAGGGAGGUUGGUAAGCAGAGAAACGGAGAGUCCUGGCGGUGUUGGAGCCGGCCUCUCCGGGCUUGCAGCAGCGGGAAGACACGCUUCCGCGCCCGCCGUUGAUUGUAAGCCGGCGGCUUCCUUCUCGCGUGGUGGUUCCCAAGCAAGGCUGCUAAAAUGUCAAGCCAGAAGAAGUGUCCAGAUUGUGGCUCCUUGGAAAUUGUAGAGGACUCUCAUUAUGCACAGAAUCAGCUAGUGUGUGCAAACUGUGGCUUCAUUCUGACUGAAGGACUUCUCACGACCACAUUUGCUGAUGAAGAGCAUUUACAAGAAGUGGCAUAUUCACGCAGUACUGGUCAGAGUGAGCAACUGAGCCGCUGUGUGCAGCGAGGGAUCAGGCGUGUCCGGGAUCUUUGCAAAGUCCUCCGGCUUCCUUCUCCAUUUGAAGAUACAGCUAUAUCCUAUUACCAACAGGCAAUGAAAUGCCCCUGCUUUGCUUUCGUCAGCUUGGAGAAGAAGGAGAUGAUCGUGGGUUGUUGCGUCUUUGUGACCUGCCGGCAGCGCAACUGGCCCCUGACCAUGGGCACAAUCUGCUUGCUACUUUAUGCAGACAAAGAGCUGUUUGCUACAACUUACCUGCGCUUCUUGAAGGAACUGGCCCUGGAUGUGCCUGCUCUAAGCUUGAUAGAUCUGGUAAAAACACACCUCAAUAGCUUCAAGCUUUUCCAGACAUCGGCCAGCAUCCCGACCAAGUUUCUGGAGGACAAGGAGCAGCUGGUGGCAAGGACAGUCCAGAUGGUGGAGCUUGCCAGUGAGACGUGGCUGGUGACUGGCCGGCACCCCAUCCCCAUCAUGACGGCAUCGGCCUUCCUGGCCUGGCAGUCCCUGCGGCCCGUCGAUCGCCUCACUUGCACCCUUUCCCAGUUCUGCAAACUUGCCGGGAUGGACACACCACGGCCAGCCCACCAGAGGCUGAAAGAACUGCAUAGCAUCCUCCUUCAGAUGGCUUCCCAACUGGGCUGGUUGCGAGUGCUCAAGGUGGACCGGAAGACCGUGGCCAAGUACAUUGGGGACCUGCUGCGGCAUCGCCGCGUGCUCCUGCAGGCCGCCUUCCGCAUUGUGGAUACUGUGGAAGCUUGCGAUCUCGAAAGCUCAGCAGCAGCAGCACCUCCGCAACUAACAGAAGAAGGGGCUGCAGCAGUAGCAACGGCUUCCCUUGCGGGAGAGAAGCGGAAACGCAGCAGAGAGCGGCUCCCCUUGCUCCCGCCUUGCGUCCUGAACCCCGCAAAGAAGCUGCGGGCUGCCGAUCCGGGCCCCGAGAGCUCUGCGAUCACUGGGGACGAGCCAAUUUCAGACAGUGAGAUAGAGCAGUAUAUCCGGACGCCAGAAGAAAAGGAGAUGUUCAGCAAGGCUCAAGCCUGCCUAAGACACCCUCCGUGCUGCAAGUGAUUCACAGAGGCAUGUGACCAAUGACGGUGCAGGUUCGGUCCCUUGUUCUUGGGGCCCAGAGUCCCACAGCUGUUUCCAUCCUGAUUUUAGGGCGGUGAGGGGGGCAACUUGUGGCUCUCCAGAUGUUGUUGGAGUGCAACUCCCAUUAGCCCCAACCAGCAUAGCCAAUGUUGAGGGAUGAUGGGACUUGCAGUCUAAGAAUAUCUGGAGGGCCACAAGUUACCCACUUCAGUUUGAGGGGUUCCUCUCCUUUCCUUGAUGUUCAAAUAACACUGCCUUCUGCCACCCAUACUUGGGAGAGUCUAUGAAGACUAUAGAACAGCUUCAUAUUAGAACAUUAACUGUAGAAAUCCUCGGUACGCAUUGGCUGAGAUCUAACAUUUACUUCAAGAAUAGCUUUCCUGCAUAGUCCUAAUCGAGGUGGAUUUAAAUCUGAUUUGCCUCGAUCACGUUUCCAAUCCUUCAUGGGGAGAGAGAUGCCAUAAAUGUUUGUUCCUGGACAUCAUACCAACAUCCAGAGGUAGGUGGUGAGUCAAUCCAUUCUCUCUCUGAUUAAUGGGGGUGUUUAAUUUCCCUCCCCACUGCCCCCCCCCCACUAUUGAGGAACAAGAUUUCUUGGUCACAUGGGAAUGACAGAUCUGAUGUGUUUUAUUAUUUGGAUUGUUGAUGGGCAUAUAAAUCCAUGAACUGCUGUGUAACGAUGGCUAAACUGCAUCGCUGCUGGACUUCAGGAAAACUUGACUUUACAACUGACCAGAUACUGAAGUGUGUAGGUUGUGAAAGUUUCAGAGGAGCAGAAAACUGCCAUCUCGGCCCUGUGGGGAAGAAGAAGGA